UGACGCCUCGCCGCCGUGUUAUUAAGUGUGACCGCUGCAUUGCUGGUGGUGGGAAGCCCGCUGACAGCACCGACAUGGCCCUGGGUGACAGCCCUCACGUGCUGCUAGGGAGGAUUCGCUUCCUGAACAAGUGCAUUGAAUGUUUCCGAAAGAGCGAGCCUGUACCAGAGAGUUUAUGUUAUGUGCCGAACGAGGUAUGUUAUAAAAUCUGCAAAGAUUCAUCGUCCGCCUCUUCCGCAUCAUCCAGCACGUCGGCUGGCACUGCUGGUACUCCCGGAAAGACCGUAGUCUCCGUGUUUGAAGCCCCUACAACGACCAGUAACAAGAAAUUAUGCAAGUACAAUAUUGAACCAAAGAAAGGAACGUGCAUACGGACAACUGGCGAUGAAUACUGCAACAGCCAAGGCCUUUGGGUGAAAUUAAACAAGGAGCAGCUGGAGGAGCACCGGGCGGGCCAGGACCUGGAGGAGGCCUGGAUCCUGGUGUGUAAGCACACGGAGGGCGGCGACCGCCUGGUGCCGGUGGAGUCCCCGGAGACGCUGAGCCGGCACCAGCAGCUGUUCGGCUACGACCACAAGCCCUGCAGCCGCUGGGAGCAGGUGGUGGACGUGGAGAACGCCCUGCACCUCGGCACCAAGCCCAGGGUCGCGGACAGCGACCCGGCCGCAGUCCAGAAGCUCAGGCAUGUGCCGCCCACCUGGACGUACGAGAGCGACGAGGACCUCGUGCACUUCUUCUACGACCACAUCGGCAAGGAGGACGAGAACCUGGGCAGCGUGAAGCAGUGCGUGACCAGCAUCGACGUGUCCUCCUGCUCGGAGGACCCUAGCGGCGGGGCGAGCGGUCUGACGGACGGGGACACGGAGACCUACUGGGAGAGCGACGGCAUGCAGGGCCAGCACUGGAUCCGCCUCCACAUGAAGAGAGGCACCGUGGUGAACAAGCUGAUCCUGACGGUGGACGCCACGGACGACAACUACAUGCCCAAGAGGGUGACGGUGUACGGAGGGGAGGGGGACAACCUGAAGAAGCUGAGUGACGUCACCAUCGACGACAAUCUGAUUGGAGAGGUCUGCGUUCUCGAGGACAUGUCGUCCCACCUGCCGGUCAUUGAGGUCCGGAUAGAGGAGUGCAGGGACGAGGGCAUCGACGUGAGGAUCCGAGGCCUGAAGAUCAAGUCGUCGUGCGAGCGAGACCUGGGCCUGAACGCCGACGUCUUCCAGUCCUCCAACCUGGUGCGCUACCCCCGACUGGAGGGGACGCCCCCUGAGAUCCUCUACCGCAGAGCCCUGGUCAUCCAAAGGUUCAUCUCUCUCCUGGACGCUCUGCUGCCUCAUCUGGUGCCGGCCUGGGACUACAGCCUGGGCACCUUCAGCCACCUCAAGAGCAUCAAGCAGUUCCUGCUGCUGUCCAAGCGGCGCUCGGCCCUCAUCACGCAGUGCCUGAAGGACUCGGAGACCAGCAAGCCCAACUUCAUGCCGCGCCUCUACAUCAACCGCCGGCUGGCCAUGGAACACCGGGACAAUCCCUCGCUGGAGCCCAGCUGCAAGAACGCCCUGUUCACCCAGGUCUACGAGGGUUUAAAGCCGUCCGAUAAAUUCGAGAAGACUUUGGAUUACAGGUGGCCCGCCAGGUACGAUCAGUGGUGGGAGUGCAAGUUCAUCGCAGAGGGCAUCAUCGACCAGGGCGGCGGCUUCAGAGACAGCCUGGCUGACAUGUCUGAGGAGCUGUGCCCCAGCUCGGGGGAAUGCCCCAUGCCUCUGCCCUUCUUCACACGCACGUCCAACCAGGGCAGCGGCGAGGCCCGGGACUACUACGUACCAAACCCGUCCUGCAAGGAGUUCCACAAGUUUGAGUGGAUCGGCCAGCUGAUGGGCGGGGCCCUCAGAGGAAAAGACUUCCUGGUGCUGGCUCUACCUGGGCUGGUGUGGAAGCAGCUGGGCGGAGAGGACGUGAGCUGGAGUAAAGACUUCCCCGCGGUGGACUCUGUUCUGGUCAAGCUGCUGGAGGCCAUGGAGAGCAUGGACCAGGCCACCUUUGAGUUCAAGUUCGGGGAGGAGCUGGUGUACACCACGCUGCUGAGCGACGGCCAGACGGUGGAGCUCAUCCCGGGCGGCAGCAGCGUGGCCGUCCGCUACGAGGACCGCUCUGCCUUCAUCCGGCUGGUGCAGAAGGCCCGCCUGGACGAGAGCCGGCCGCAGAUCGCCGCCAUGCAGGCGGGGCUGCUGAAGGUGGUGCCCCAGGCCGUGCUGGACCUGCUCACCUGGCAGGAAGUGGAGAAGAAGGUGUGUGGAGACCCAGAGAUCACCGUGGAGGCCAUCAAACGACUCACCCACUAUGAGGACCUGGAGCAGACGGACGUCAGGGUGCAGUACCUGUGGGAGGCCCUGCAGAACUUCACCAACGAGGACCGCAGCAGGUUCCUGAGGUUUGUGACCGGGAGAAGCCGGCUCCCCGCUCCCAUCUACAUCUUUCCUGACAAACUCGGGUCUGAAACGACAGACGCCCUUCCACAGUCUUCCACGUGCUCCAGCACCCUCUAUUUACCCAACUACCCGAGUGCAAAGGUUUGCGAGGAGAAACUGCGCUAUGCUGCGUACAACUGUGUGGCUAUCGACACGGACAUGAGCCCCUGGGAAGAGUGAUCGCCCAUCCUCGUGGCUGUAUAGGGGAACCCAUAUUCACACACACUCGCAGAGAAUCACUUGCCAAAAUUACCACCAUAUCUACAUUUUUGCCAAUUAUUCAUGACUGUGUAUAUAAUAAAGUAUGGCCUCAAAAUAUGAA
Molecule: messenger RNA, 2787 nt
Organism: Gadus morhua (Atlantic cod)
Lineage: Eukaryota; Metazoa; Chordata; Actinopteri; Gadiformes; Gadidae
Gene: hectd3
Product: HECT domain containing 3
Exons: 19
Coding region: 75-2645 (856 amino acids)
Biological process (GO): proteasome-mediated ubiquitin-dependent protein catabolic process
Molecular function (GO): ubiquitin-protein transferase activity
Source: RefSeq, a predicted model, not a curated record